Molecule: messenger RNA, 940 nt
Organism: Aspergillus candidus
Lineage: Eukaryota; Fungi; Ascomycota; Eurotiomycetes; Eurotiales; Aspergillaceae
Exons: 1
Coding region: 107-796 (229 amino acids)
Source: RefSeq, a predicted model, not a curated record
UUUAUAUCCUCCACUGGAACUUGUAAAGUCUAUCCAAUUUACCCUUCUUUUCAAUAACUAGAACCACACCACCACCACCACCACCACCACCAUCACAACUAUCACAAUGGAUCUCCAAGGAAACCCUCUCCCUCACGGCAAGCGCAGCACAAAGGUCACCAACGACCCCGCCGCCAGCCGUAACCCUAUUCACGAGCCCGCCGGUCCCGUACAGAGCGACUCUCUAGCCGCCGAAUCCGCCACGCACGGCGGCGGAUUCUCCCAGAACCGCGGCAUCCACACCAGCAGCAGCUCAACCACCCAACAGAGCACCCACCACACCACGAAGCUCCCGGCCGCGCCCGUUGGCGGCCUCCGCGAAGACCGCAACCGCCAAGAGAAGUACCCCGAAGCCCUCGGCGGCCAGGGCGACUUCCCCGGCGUUCACGGAUCCGGCUACGUCGGCGGUCCCACCGCCGCCAAACAGCAGCAAGCUGCUGCCGCCAGCGGAAGCGGGAGCGGAUACACGCACAUCGGUGGACAGGCCCCCUCGUAUGCCUCGGACGUGACGGGCCUGCCUGGUCAGGGCAAGCCUAAGGGCAAGAAUCUGCAUGAGGGCGGCUUUGAUGACGACCCGCGCCACAACGCGAGCUUUAACUCGGAGAUUGGAAACCAGAAUGACCCUUCCCGUGCUGCGGAGCAGACUUUCCAGAGCCGGGCUGCUGAGGGUGGGGUUGAGGUUGGCGGUGCGAGGCAGAAGAAUGUCGAUUCUCACCAUGGGGGGUUUGAGGCCCUUGAGCGGGAUCAGCGUGCUUAGACUGUUUGAUGGUUGUAUGAUUUGAUGAAAAGCUUAUGAGCGAUUGGUUUUUGUUUUUCAUUGUUUCUUUGGCUUCAGGCAGACCGCGUCUGGGUUUUGUGAUUGUAUAUUAGAAUAAUCAAAUCUUGGAAGCAACAAGCAACA